Molecule: messenger RNA, 1791 nt
Organism: Misgurnus anguillicaudatus (oriental weatherfish)
Lineage: Eukaryota; Metazoa; Chordata; Actinopteri; Cypriniformes; Cobitidae
Gene: nog3
Product: noggin 3
Biological process (GO): osteoblast differentiation; negative regulation of BMP signaling pathway; negative regulation of cell differentiation
Source: RefSeq, a predicted model, not a curated record
CCCCUCCCUAAAUAGAAGGAGGUGUCGUGGAGCUCUGGCAACAGACCCACAAUUGAGAAUGGGUCUUUGGGUUCCGUCGCGACCCGUGAGGAUAAAUCAGACGAGCCAGGUGAUUCUCAGUUCGGUACCCAUCACCAGUAACCAUGCGGAUCUCCAGACACCAGGACUCCGGAUUCAGAUGCGAGGAACUGGAUUUGCACGCGCGCCCCGAGAGCUCAAAGCAGAGACCGGGUCUGGUUGAACGUCUGAUGCUGUCAUGAGCCCCUUUGCUGAUGGAAACCCGUGCGUAAAAACCGAAGCAAGAAACUCGCGUAAUGACCACAAAGUAGUCUGGUACACCGUUUUCGGAUUGUUUCUGAAUUUCUCUGAUAAUACUCACAUGCAAAGUGUCUUUGCGGAUAGUACCGUGUGAACAGUUUUUAGGGAGCUCAUUCGUGGAGAGAUCUCAGCGCGCACCGGAGUUUGCGCACAGUCGCGUCUCGCCAUAAACUCAAGCGAACUGUCAAGCGCGAGGAUUAAUCUAAUAUUUGACACCAACGGCUGAAAGAUGGAUAACGUGCCAUAUUUUGUGGCGGUAUAUGUGCUCAUUUUCUCCCUCGGAUUUAGGAUAGAAGAAGGGAUGUGCCAACAUUACUACCUCCUCCGCCCCAUUCCCAGCGACACUCUCCCCAUAGUGGAACUUCAGGAGGACCCGGACCCCGCAUUGGACCCUAAAGAGAGGGAUCUGAACGAAACCGAACUCAGAGCCAUACUGGGCAGUCACUUCGACCAGAACUUUAUGUCUAUAACUUCACCUGAGGACAAAUACGCAGGGCACGACGACCUGAACGAAUCCGAGACCACGAAGCUGCGUCCCACCGGCGUCAUGCCCAAAGACAUCAAGAACAUGGAGUUUGAUAUCCAACAUGGUAAAAAACAAAAGCCCAGUAAGAAACUCAGAAGAAGGCUUCAGCUCUGGCUGUGGUCCUAUACUUUCUGCCCCGUGGUGCAUGCAUGGCAGGACUUGGGGAACAGAUUCUGGCCCCGUUACGUGAAGGUGGGCAGCUGCUACAAUAAAAGGUCUUGUUCAGUUCCAGAAGGGAUGGUUUGCAAACCUGCCAAAUCUACGCAUUUUACGGUUUUGAGAUGGAGGUGCCUGCAAAGAAAGGGUGGACUGAAAUGCGCCUGGAUACCAGUUCAGUACCCCAUUAUUUCAGAGUGCAAAUGCUCCUGCGCGAACUGAAAUAAGCUACAUGCUCAUUUUCACAUGCACUGUCUAGUGUGGGAAUGUAUAUUUUAUGUACAUGUGGUGCCAUUUUAGGUUACAAUGGUGUCCAUGUUACUGUUGUUUAAAUUGCAUAAGUUAAGUAGGGAUGGACUUAUGUAAUUAUAUUGUGGAGCUGCUUGUCAUUAUAUAUGGUUCUUGUUUUUACUAUAGUAAUAUGUGUGACAUGGACACAAACAAUAAUGUAAAUCGUAAAAAAGAAUGGUCAGUAUUUGUCUACAAUAAUAACCAGUGUCUACUGUAUUUGCUAAACAUCAUUUUGUUUUAAUGUAACUUUAAACAUAUAUUUAUGUGGAUGAACAUUUCGCAUUGCGGAAAAUCAAAGUGCAUCUAUUGAAGGAAUUCCAUGCUUUUUCCAUUAUUCGGAAAAGAAAACUUUAUCUUUAUACACCUCAGACGGGGGAAUAUAAAUUACAGUCUCGGUGUGCUGUAAAUAUAAGGGGAAUGGAAAAUAACUGCUCAUGUAAAUUAAAAGAAACUUCUAUUUAUUCUUUAUGUUCAUGUAGUCAAAAUGCAUUUAAAAUAAA